CGGCACAGCUGAGACCACAGAGUAAGUUCCACGGUUGUAUGUAAAGGCUUCCAUGACCCUUGCAGCCACAUCUGCCAGGCGGGCACACAAACUGCCAGCUCUCUAUGGCUAUGAUGGAGUUACCCAGGCACCAGCCCAGCCAGCACAUUGUUCCACGUGUACGUCCUGUUCUGCUCUGGCUUGGUCAAUAUUGGCUCCUGGGAACUUGUUUUCCUGGUGCAACAAAGCAGCCCUGUGCUGUGUGCUGGCAGCAGGCUCAGAAGGUUCCCGGGGUCCUGCUCUGAAGCUGUUUCUGAAGAGGAAGAAGACAAGAUGCAGAACAGCUCCAUCACACUCAGGCUGCACAGUUUACAGCUGCUCUUUUCCAGCACGUGGAAAUAUGGGAUCCUGGCAUUAGCCAUCCUCUUGCUCCUGGGGGCCCUGACCAUCCUGGCUUACCAGAUGUGCCAGCUUCAGAAGCACAGCAGGACUGGGAGAAAGAAGAAAUACAACAGUGGAGACGGGGUGAAGAUGAGGGCAGAGAAUGGCCUGUGGGAGAAGAAGAUGCCGCCUCUUCUGCUCGGUAGCAGCCAGCAGAGUGACACGGAUGUGGAGAUGGUGGAGCUGGGAGCAGAGCUGGAUGCACCCCAUCCCUGCCUCUCCUGCAGCAUCACUGAAGACCCAAUCAGUGACCUGAGUCCCUUGCCCAGCUCCCAGGGCAGUCUGAAGUUCUCCCUCCUGUACUGCAGGGAGCAACGUGAGCUGCUGGUGAGCGGCCUGGAGGUGCAGGGCCUGCCCAACCACAGGCACACUGAGGUGGCCGUUUGGCUCCGACUGCUGCAGCGGGUCCCAUCCCACAUCCCUGGGCUCCAGUGUGUGGUUCAGGAGUGGCAGAGCCGAGCAGUGAAGAACUGCGGCAGGACAACCUUUGGGGAGCACUUCGUCUGUUCCCUGCAGGAUGCUGAGAUGGAGAGGAGCACCCUGAAGAUGGAGGUCCAACAUUUUGACAAAUACUCCAGGAAUGCUGCACUGGGGGAAGUGAGGGUUGCCCUGAGCCAGCUAAAGGCUUCCCAGAGCCUGGUUUUGUGUGCGGAACUGCAGAAGACCACAAAGGAUAUCGUGGGAGAGGUGCUGCUGUCACUGAAGUGCCUGCCCAUCUCCCAGAAGAUGGAGGUGGGGCUGCUCAAGGCAAAAACCACCCCCCCUCACAGAGCUGCAGAGAAGAGUGUAUACGCCAGGAUAGAUGUUUCCUGCAGACGCCACAGGCAGAAGCACCAGAAAUCCAGGCCACAGGCACACACUUCACUCAUCAUUUUCAACGAGACCUUCCUGUUCCCCAUGCCCCAGACAGCAGCGUGGGACUGUUCUGUGCUCAUCUCCCUUUAUGAAGUGGGCCCCGAGCCCAGGCACCUCAUUGGGCAGGCCAGUGUGGGCAGGAACAUGGCAAGGGAUGCAGCUGGUCACUGGGACCUCAUGGCCAAGUCCAUCCAGCAGCCUGUAGCCCAGUGGCACCCCCUUCUCAUUUAGAGGGGAGGACUACUGCAGCUCUUCACAGUGGUCUGGCUGAGUUUUUUGAGCAGCAAUCACAGUGAAUGAAUCAGAGCUUGGCAUACUUGGUAAGAUGCAGGUAACUUCUCCUUUAGCUUCCUCCUACUGCUUCUGCUGCUCCUGGUGGUCCCACAUCACCCUCAGUAAAGCAGUAGGAUCUCAGCGCUGGAGGAGACUUGUCCCUGUGGAAGGAAAUAGUGCCUGCCCUACAACGCCCAUUGCCCUAAGUAGGCAAGAGGAAAAAGGGAUGGGAGGAGGAGUCCCUGCCCCUAUUCAUUAAAUAAGGAGGCACCAAAAGGUGAUUUGCCUCAGUUCAAACCAGACAUGCAUGCUGGGACAGAUAUGCUUGUAGAGCUGGGUAAGCUCUAUCUUAUCUGUAUCUAUCUUAACUUUCUGAAUUUUGAUGUUUUUUGGCCUUGGAGAAUUUCUGGGGCACAUUCAUUUUAUGUUGGAGUUGCAAAUAAAUAAAUGUAAAGGCAAAAAGACAUUUCACAGCUUAAAAUGUCA
This is a messenger RNA of Coturnix japonica (Japanese quail), 2034 nucleotides long. Its product is annotated as synaptotagmin-13-like. Gene Ontology annotation, molecular function: clathrin binding; calcium ion binding; calcium-dependent phospholipid binding. Gene Ontology annotation, biological process: synaptic vesicle endocytosis; calcium ion-regulated exocytosis of neurotransmitter. Gene Ontology annotation, cellular component: exocytic vesicle; axon; plasma membrane. Lineage: Eukaryota; Metazoa; Chordata; Aves; Galliformes; Phasianidae. The record is from RefSeq and is a predicted model, not a curated record.